AUGGCGGACACCAUGGAUCCCAGUGCCCCCGGGGCCAUGCUCCGAAUCCUCCGGGCAGCGGAGGUCACUCGGCAUCAGAACAAGGUCAUCCUGCGGAACGCCUUUGAUUGGAGGCAGCUGUUGGACUGGGCCUCCGAGCUGCCUGCGGACUGCCAUGCGCUGAAUGCCUGCACGGUGCUCCACCGCCUGGCGAGAGGAGUUGCGCGCGAGGGCCGUGGUCUGUCAGAUCGUGCCCGCACGCUGCGCAGUUCCGGCACGUGGCGCCGGCUGAUGGAAAUCCUCCUCCACCGAGUGCCGGACAUGAACAACAUGGAGUUGACCAACUGCCUCUGGGCGUUGGCGACUUUGGAGGCGGAAGAAGGAGCUUUAGUGGAGCAGCUCCUUGCGGGCUGCGUGAAGUUCCUCUCCAGCUUCGAGCCCCGGAACUUGGCUUUGUCCGCCUGGGCGCUGGCGAAGAUGGGCUGCGAGAAGAGCUGGUGCAGGUUCUGGGCAGAGGAGGUGGGGUCCCGGCUGAGUAGCUUCGAGACACGGGACAUGACCAACGUGAUUUGGGCCUUCGCUACGGUUCACAGCCGGGACGAGCGCUUCCUCACUCGUUUCUGUCAGGAGAUCGAAGCGAAGGCCGACAACUACUCGCCGCAGGACAUCGGCAACACGCUCUGGGCUUUGGCCGCCCUCUCCUGGCGCAACGACGCGGCCCUGGGAGCAAUCAGCAAGCGAUGCUUCGAUACUGCGGUGACCUUUGACCAGCAGAACCUGUCCAUCUCCCUCUGGAGCUAUGCCACCCUGGGCUACAAGACCAUGAAUCUGUUCCACCACAUGACCCAGAUCAUCACGGAGCGAAUCAAGACCUUUGCCUCACAAGGCAUCGCAAAUGUGGUGUGGGCCUUGGCCAAGUUUCAGUUCCAACAGAAAUGCCUCCUGAUGACCAUUGCCGAGGAAGCUCCACCUCGGCUGGACGAGUUCGACCCGCAGCAUCUCUCCAUCGUGGCCUGGGCCUAUGCCACUUUGGAGUUCCCCAACCGGCCGCUGCUCACAGCGCUCUGCCACGCGGCGGUGCGGAAGAUGCAUAUCUUCAGCGCCCAGCACAUGGCGAACAUGACCUGGGCCAUGGCUACGCUAGCACACAAGGACGAGCGAUAUUUGCAGAUCCUCGCCGAGAGGGCCUUAGAGGAGGUGGGAUCCUUCAACCCCCAGGAGUGCUCCAACUUGGUUUGGGCCUUUGCAUUGCUCACCUUCCGCCACGACACGCUGCUGUCCGCCUUGUCCCGGCGGUCCCAGGAGAUCGUCGCCGAGUUCAUCCCGCAGAACUUGGGGAACACCGCCUGGGCCUACAACCGCCUGGGCUACCGCGACGAGCGGCUGAUGCAGUGCCUGGUCCGGGAGGCCGCUGGCAGGUUGCACGAAUGUGCGGGUCAGGAGGUCUUGGAUCUCAUCGAGUCCAUCGCUACAGGUGGCUACGAGGCAGCGGUCGAGGGCCCAGAUUGGCAUCGACUCACCGACUGGGCGCACCAGAAGUUUGAGGCGGUGCGCCGCUGCGUGGAAGGCUCCGCGGAGAUGCCGCUGGGACUGCGGCGGCUCUCGGACUUCGACAAAGCCCUGGCGGUGCAGGACUACCGGGACCAGCUUGCCAGCUUCAACCUCGUCGGCCUUGGCUUCACCUACACGCGCCAGAUGCUGGAGCGCCAGGGUGUGACGCUGCUGAGCGGCGAGAGGAAGGACGCCUGGCAGAGACUCGCGGUGGAGGCGGCAGCCCAAGUGGCCGGCACCGGCAAUGACGCGGACCAGAGCAAGAAUGCCGAGGCGCAGGAAGGCCUCAAGGCCUGUCGCACCGUGUGCGUCUACCGCUUCUGUUUGCGUGAGCCGGUGUCCGGUGCCAGCCUGGAGGUGGGGCCAACUGCGGUCACCAGCGGCCCGGCGAAGGAUGCUUUCGAGUUGGGCCUCUUCGCGGCUACGCUGCGCCACCCCAGGGGCGGCGACGGGGAGUUCCAGGCCCUCCAGGCCUGCGCGCGGGCGGCCAAGGAAGAGUUGGGGGUGCAGCCGGUUGGCGCGCCGCCCAUGGACGGCGCGGCGCUGGAGGGGGAGCUGUGGCUCCACGUCUCGGAGGUGCCCUGCCUCUCAUGCGUGGGUGCCAUGGCACAGUUCCGGAAGAUCUUCCCUGACGUGAAGCUGCACCUGUCCUUCAAUCUGGGUCGACAGCCCUCGCAGGACGGAGAGAAGAAGGCAGAGCGGACCUGA
Messenger RNA from Effrenium voratum, 2238 nucleotides. The record is from the annotation of a GenBank genome assembly. NCBI's taxonomy places the organism in Eukaryota, Dinophyceae, Suessiales, Symbiodiniaceae.